This is a messenger RNA of Exophiala mesophila, 631 nucleotides long. RefSeq lists its product as uncharacterized. The coding region runs from base 63 to 491 and encodes 142 amino acids. The record is from RefSeq and is a predicted model, not a curated record. Lineage: Eukaryota; Fungi; Ascomycota; Eurotiomycetes; Chaetothyriales; Herpotrichiellaceae. The transcript has a single exon.
CUCGACUCCGAUCUUGUCACCAAUUCAGAUUGUGACUGUUCCAUCGGUCAGGCUAUUCCAACAUGAGCGACACGUCCAAGAACCAGACAUUUAAUCCUCCAGGUCACGAUACCUGGUCGCCUACCUACAGCCAUAUUUCAUCAACACCCAUCUCAGCAACCCAUAAUCUUAUAUCUUUUGCAGGCCAAGUUGGCGGAAAUUCCAGCACACACCAUGUCCCCGGCACCCUUGGAGAGCAGGUAGCCCUAGCUUUGUCCAAUGUUGACAGAUGCAUGGCCGCAGCAGGUGCUACAAAGGCCGAUAUCAUCCAAGUCCGACAAUAUGUGGUGAAUCUACUGCCACAGGACCCAGUUCGUGCAAAGUUAUAUACGGAAUGGCUAGGGGAUGCAGUAAAGCCACCGUCGACCCUUAUUGGUGUGCAGAGCCUCGCUGCACCGGAACUACUCUAUGAAAUUGAGGUUGUUGCAGUCGUGGAAUCGGGUCGAGGUUGAGGCAAAGGUUGAGGAUACCACUAAAGCUGAAGUUGACGCUCGGUUUCAGGUCUGGGUGGAAUUUAUUGACACAUCAAGUGUGAAAGCAAGUAUUACACGUAUUUAUUUCGUGAAAGAUGAAACGCGACUUGACUGAUCUA